This is a messenger RNA of Rotaria sp. Silwood1, 1371 nucleotides long. NCBI's taxonomy places the organism in Eukaryota, Metazoa, Rotifera, Eurotatoria, Philodinida, Philodinidae. The record is from the annotation of a GenBank genome assembly.
AUGUUUAUUGUUGCAACAUUGGACGAUACAGUUUCUAUUGUACCACAUUUAUUCAAUGAACAAUUGAGUACGAUUGUAGCUGAAGAACUUGAUCGUAAAUUAGCCAAUACAAUAUUUCAAGAAUUAGGUUUAUGUAUAUGUUUGUAUGAUAUAUUAUCGAUGGGUGAUUGUAUUCUAUUGCCAUCAGAUUCAAAUUUUCAUAUUAAAGUUAAAUUUCGUUAUGUUGUUUUUCGUCCAAAUAUUGAUGAAAUUCUUGUUGGUAAAAUUCGAUCAUCAAGUAAAGAUGGUAUUACAGUAACAUUAGGUUUUUUUGAUGAUAUUCUUAUUCCAUCGACUAAACUUCAACAUCCAUCUCGAUUUAUUGAAGCUGAACAAACAUGGGCAUGGCAAUAUGAAACUGAUGAUGAAACACAUGAUCUUGUUAUGGAUAUUGGUGAAGAAAUUCGUUUUCGUGUUGUACAAGAAAUUUUUGAAGAUACAGCACCAAAAGAAAUGCCAAAUAAUAAUACAUCAAUAACACAAACUACAAAUGAUGAUGAUAAAAAAGUACCUUAUACAAUAAUUGGUUCAAUAUCAGAACCAGAUGCAUGUGAUGUAAUGGGUUCACGUGCAUGUGGUCGAAAACCUGAAAAAGAAGAUCGAGAAACAGAUCCAAUUAAAUAUUGUAUUGCAUCACGAGUUUAUUUUGAAUGUGUUCAUAAAAAAUAUCGUGGUUGUGAAAAUAAAGAAAAAUAUGAAACAGCUAUGGAAUCAAUUAUGAAAGGCAUUCGAAAACGUGUCGAUGAUCUAUUAGGUUUUUGUAGUGAUAAAAUUGAAGAUUAUAAAUUUAAUAUUGUUUGGGAUACACAAAAACAACCAGAAGCAGCUGAUUCAGUUCGUAGUGGUAGUGGUUCACAUACAUCAAGUGUAUCAUCUAAAAAUGUUAUUUUUGGUUCAUCACCUAUACAAUCAGUUAUAUCAAAUGAUAUAUGUCAAGUAAAAGCUAUAAAUGAAUUAUGUCAACCAUUAAUGAUUACAGUUAAAUUUAAUCCAUCAUGGAAUACAAUUAAUAAACGUGGUUGGUGUCAACAAGCAACAACAUAUUUUCGUUGUUUAAAAUCUCGUCUUGAUAAAUGUUCACAACAAGAUGUACAAAAUCAAUUUCAACAACUUGAACAUUAUCUUCAAUCACAAAUAAAUAUUAAUUGUCCAGGUGGUAUUGAUGGUUGUACACGUCAUUCACCUGAUGCACGUUGUAAAAUAGGUUUAAUUCAAUCAAGUUCUAGUUCAUCUAUAUUUUAUCUUUCUUAUUUUCUUAUUCAAACGAUUUAUCAUGUUAAAAAAGAAAAAAUGAAAUUGAUAAAGAAAAUUGAUAGUAAAAGUUAUUUAUAA